This is a messenger RNA of Geodia barretti, 2151 nucleotides long. The record is from the annotation of a GenBank genome assembly. Lineage: Eukaryota; Metazoa; Porifera; Demospongiae; Tetractinellida; Geodiidae.
AAGCUAGCUUGACGCAGGAAAAACAACGCACAAGAAACAGGACUUCUUCUCUCUUCUGUAGAGGCGGUGAAAAGAUCCCUGACGACGCUAACACAUAUCCGGCUGCUGAAAGUCUCUUUCUGGAUACAAUCUGAGCCGGAAGUCUGGGCAGAUUAGCGUUUUAUAGGGGCGAGACACCACUUGCCGGAUCAGGGGCGUACAAGUUCGAGGAGUUUGGCCGUAGCCACUGAGAAAGGACUACUCUCUACUGGGUGUAGAGGGUUUCUAUACGUGUACAUAUUCUGUGUACAGACUAUUCUCAGUGUGCGUGAGCGAUCGAUGGAGAUGAGCGCAAAGUUGAAGAUAGCAGUCGUGUGCUCUUCCAACCAGAACAGAAGUAUGGAGGCGCAUAACUUGCUUAGGUAAUGGUUCUUCUAAAGACCCCUAUGUGUGGUGAGGCGUGGUAGCUAUUCAGUAGGCUAGUCAGUCAACUUUACGCAAUGACGUAAUGUUUGCACGGUUACGUGAAUUGUUGUGUGCGCUAAUUGGAAUAAUGUGCCUCGAUCUUUGCAGCAAGAAGGGGUUCGACGUGCAGUCGUAUGGUACGGGUUCCGUCGUCAAGCUUCCCGGGCCGGCCUCCGAGCAACCAAACGUCUACGAGUUUGGCACCACGUACGAGUACAUGUAUCAGGAUCUCCUGAAAAAAGACCCCAAUCUGUAUCCGUUUAUAAAUGAGACCCCAUUGUGGACAGUGGUAUAGGAGUUGGGUGUCUGAGGUAGUGAGCCAGUUUGGCUUGCUGCAGGCCAUUGCUUUUAACUUGCAUAGUUUUUUCUUUCCCUUGUAGGUAAAACCAGUUGCUGAGUGGUCAACUCACACCACAAGUUUUGCUCUCCAACUGGCCUAUUUUAGCUAUUUUAGUGUGGUAGAUUACGCACAGGCUGUAAGGCUGUCAAUGAACAGCCUCUGCUUUUAGUUUUUGAGCAUGUAGGACAAACCGUAGCUGUCAAUGGACAAGCCAACCAAGAAAUUCAAGGUAGGCAAACUUCGGUCUGAACUGGCAUUCUAAAAGCUGGAGGUUAUUAUGUGAUUUCGGUACAGUCGGUGAAGUUUUUUCUUCUACAAAUUUGCCGACAAUUUCAUCCGAAAGCUUCAUACGUUCACAAAUGUGCUUCACGACAUCGUGUAUAUAGCAUUUGUAAAGUAACUGGUGUGGUUGCUAAAAAGGUUCCCACCUGCGUUUGGAACUUCGACACCACAAUUUUAUACCCAUGCAAAACCUUUGCAAUCGCACAUCCAGCAUAUGCACACAUCAAACUGGGAAGCUGUAUAUUAUACAUCAGUGCCAACACUGUAUAAUACCCAUACACAGACAUGCACUGUACAUUGAAUUCAUGGCCAAUCUUCUGGCCAAAACAAGCCCAGAUAAAAGGCUACACCGCCCCCAAAACUAAGCUCAAUUUGGGUAGCUAUACCCUUUCUGGCCUGCUAGUACAACCCUUGUACGCAAACUAUGACCAAACACAAUCAGUAACCUUUGCCCUCAUUGGAAAGCAUAAGAUCCUUGACUACAGUUGGCUAGAUACACACAGAACGGCAUACUGCACAUGCUGGACAGAAACAGGAGGAUCAAAGCCAAACCCGAGCGCUUCCAAGACACUGAAAAACAUUUUGAUGUUGUCUUUACCACUGAGGAGAGGAUAUAUGAUGCUGUUGUUGAAAGAUUGGAGUCGAUUGGCUCGAGAACAUUCAGACCUGUCCACGUAUUAAACAUUGACAUCAAGGACAAUCACGAAGAAGCAACUCUGGGUGCUUUUCUUGUCCUCAAUCUCUGCAACAUGAUGAAGCAUGUUGAAGAUCUUGAAGACGACAUGGAGGGAAUCAUUCACGACUUUGAGGAAGAAAACGGGAGAACUUUGUUGCACUGUGUCCACUUUUACUAAGAGAACGUACUCUCUGUAUCAUCACCUAUUUAUCGUCGUCAUAAUAAUAUAAAGUAUGUUGUAUUUCGUUUCUGUAGCAAAUCAUUUCAUUUCACAUAUUGUGUGUAUAUGUAUAUGCAUUGAAAUUUUCAUUACAUAAUGAAGAUGUCACGGCAAUGUACAGUAUUAAGUGUGUAAGCGUCAGACGGAUAGCUUGCAUUAUGCAUAACAUACAGCUAUCGUGGUUUGAUA